CGAGGAUCGACUCGAUCUGGGAUCUACAGGCGCUGUCUGCAGGCGUGUGUGUCUGUGGAGAGAGAGGCUGGUCAGUCAGGUGACGUUUCCGUCAAAGCAUGAAGCAGCUCUGGUCUCACCUCAGCACAUCUGGUUCUGACUCUUCAAGCCAGACAGAACCGAGCCUGGACCCGUUCCUCUGCUGGACCGGUUCUGUUGCUGAAGUUCUAGUAAAAUUCCUCUCAUUUAGCCAACUGGGAAGAAUAACUGAAGGCUUUUUAUAAGACUGAAGAACUCAUCUCAACUCGUGUCAGUAAUGUUUAACAUUUUGUGACGAUACACAGGGCGACGCCCCCUGCUGGUCAUGUGACCUCUUCCUGUUGAUUGGCUUUAAAUCACCUUCAGCUCCUCCAGAGACAGAAACGCAGCGGCCGCCUCAGCCAGAAGAAGCUCUUGUUGGAGCAGCCGAGGAUUGUGGGAGUUGUAGUGCAGUUUUUUCUUCUUCUUGUGUUUGGUGACGGCAGCAGGAUGUUCGGCAUGCUGCUGCUCUGCUGCGCCUCCUCCGGUCUGCUGCGGCUGGCCACCUCCAUGGUCCACGGAGUCCGGCUGGACGACGGCCCGGCGGCCGCCUUCCGCCCCGACGCCGCCUACCUGGCUGACGUCGAUAGAGGCCACGCCCCCAGCCCUCUUCAAGAUGGCGGUCUCCUUCCUGUGGACUCAGAGGAAGACCGCUUGCUGAUGGAGGCGGGCUCCAACAAUGAGGACUUGUCUGCGCUGCAGCUGCAAGGCAGAGCCGUGCGUUCCCCUCGCCGUUGCAUCCCUCACCAGCAGUUCUGUCUGGGUUACUCGCUGCCCUGCUGCGACCCCUGUGACACCUGCUACUGCCGCUUCUACAACGCCAUCUGCUACUGCCGCCCGGUGGGCCACACCUGCCCACAGAGACCCACCUGAACCAGAGACCCACCUGAACACAUAUGCAGUUUGCUUCAGUUUGUAAUAAAGAGUUAAUGUUUGAUCAUCUC
Molecule: messenger RNA, 1001 nt
Organism: Xiphophorus maculatus (southern platyfish)
Lineage: Eukaryota; Metazoa; Chordata; Actinopteri; Cyprinodontiformes; Poeciliidae
Gene: agrp
Product: agouti related neuropeptide
Exons: 5
Coding region: 508-930 (140 amino acids)
Biological process (GO): adult feeding behavior; neuropeptide signaling pathway; positive regulation of feeding behavior
Cellular component (GO): extracellular region
Molecular function (GO): type 1 melanocortin receptor binding; neuropeptide hormone activity
Source: RefSeq, a predicted model, not a curated record